AUGGACGCGGAAGGACGUGAACGAGUUGUAGCCCAGGCUACAGGAGUGAUGGGAUAUGUGUGCACAGCUCGUCCUAAGCUGGAGCAACAUGAAUUGGCAACAAUAUGCCGUCCGGACAGAGGAGAAGGCUGGACCACCGAGCAAGAGGAGUGGGCAGCACACGACGUGGGCGUGUGCGAGGAUGUUAGGCUUUUCCAGCUUGCGCUGGAGCAAAUGUCCAAGAGCCACCUUGAGAAGCUUGUCAAGGUCUCAAAGAUUCGGGCUCGUUUAUUGCAAGCGGAAGACUGGGGUUCCACUGGCCCACGACCUUCUGGGGCCCAGCAUCCAUCCCUGAUCCUACAACUCUUCCUCGACAAGCUAUACAUGGUGCUUUUGCACCCAAUCUUUGCCCAGAGGCUGACACUUGACUUCUUGGUAUUUGUCCUUCAAUUCACGUCAAUCUGCCGCACCCGGGACCCGCGGCGCUGGCAGGUGCCCGAGCUGGAGAAGCUUCGUGGCGAUGCCCACAUUCAGGCGAUGCGUGAACACUUGAAAUCCGCUCAAGUCAAUGGAAAGGGCGAGCUCGCAUACCAUCCGUCCCGUGUGCUGCGGGAGGUAUGCGCCGGGGCACCUGAUUCAAUCUCUGCAGAGGCCAGCCUGCUCUUGCGUAUAAUUGGCGUUGCACUCCAAGGUAAGGCUACAGGCGAGCUGGCAGCUGUCGAUGAACACGGCACGAUGCAGUACAGCGUUUACCUGGCCGAUAUUGAAAAUGUCUGCACGGCACUCUCCCUUGUUAACCCUCCUCAAGUCACUGUCAAGGAAGCGGUCACUAUCUGGCAGCAGAUACACCCGGGGGGCAGCCACACAGGCUACCCCUCUGUUGCGACCAUUAUCAACGAUAUCACAGACUCAUACAAGCACCAGAAAACUCGACAACGUCUCAAGAGUCACUUUAGCACCAACAAGAUGCCCCUGGAUGUUGGCACCGGAGUUUCGUUAUUGGCACCGAAUAAAAGCACCAGUUCGGACAUAGACAGCCGGCCGUGUAGCAAUGUACCGUCACUACCUGCAAUGACCCAUGCCUCCAGUGGCGUGUCGGCCGAUACAUCUGAUUUUGCACCGAUCGCUUUAUCCGAUGCCAACAACUCUCUGCCAGACAUCGCGCCGCCUGAGCUCACCGAUUAA
Molecule: messenger RNA, 1164 nt
Organism: Clonostachys solani
Lineage: Eukaryota; Fungi; Ascomycota; Sordariomycetes; Hypocreales; Bionectriaceae
Source: the annotation of a GenBank genome assembly